AUGCCGGGCGGCCAGGGAUACCGCGCCUGCACCAGGCACACCUUCCAGCGCGGGUACAGGACAAAGGGAUUCAUCCCUCUGACCACCUACCUGCGCAACUACCACGUCGGCGACUAUGUUGACAUCAAAGUGAACGGCGCCGUGCACAAGGGUAUGCCCCACAAGUACUACCACGGCAAGACCGGUGUGGUCUGGAAUGUGACCAAGCGCGCCGUGGGCGUGGAGAUCAACAAGCAGGUGAAUGGGCGGUACAUCAAGAAGCGCAUCCACGUGCGCAUCGAGCACGUCGCCCCCUCUCGCUGCAAGGAGGACUUCCUGCGCCGCGUCAAGUCCAACGACGAGGCCCGGCGUCAGGCCAAGGCCGCGGGGGCGCCCAAGCCCAUCACCAAGCGCCAGCCGGCGGGUCCCCGUCUGGAGGGCUUCACCCUGGAGAACGUGAGCAUGGAGACCAUCACCCCCAUCCCCUACGAUAUUCUCAAGGAGGGCGUGCUCUAG
Messenger RNA from Auxenochlorella protothecoides, 495 nucleotides. Its product is annotated as 60S ribosomal protein L21-1. The coding region runs from base 1 to 495 and encodes 164 amino acids. Gene Ontology annotation, molecular function: structural constituent of ribosome. The transcript is spliced from 2 exons. Gene Ontology annotation, cellular component: ribosome; cytosolic large ribosomal subunit. The record is from RefSeq and is a predicted model, not a curated record. Gene Ontology annotation, biological process: translation. NCBI's taxonomy places the organism in Eukaryota, Viridiplantae, Chlorophyta, Trebouxiophyceae, Chlorellales, Chlorellaceae.